ACAAACAGAUAGCAGUAGUAGUGGAGUGUCGCAUUGUGUAUGUAAUCUAAACUAGUGUAGUGGUGCAAAUCCAUUGUCAGAAUUUCUCUUUGUUUAGAGCUUCGUUUGCAAUAAAUAAAUAAUCAUAUAAUGAUACAAACAGAGGGAACCUCACAAUUACCUUGGCCUGCAGGCUUUCCAUCACCAUCUUCUCUAUUUUGUCUAGCAUGGCCAAAUAUAGAUAGAUAUAUAUAUAAAAGAUCAUCUAUGUACCAACCACCACAGAUUAAUUAGUAUCUUAUUCAAUUAAAAUGGUAAUCCUCUCUCUUUCUUUCUUCCUUCAUUUGCCUUGGUUUGUUUGAGCUAGCAUGCAACUUUUUUAUGUGAUACUGAUGAUCAUUUUGAUUAUUUCAGGCGAAUAGCUGCAGGGGGAAGGCAGUGUUGCUGACUGUAUAUGUGGAGAAACCAAGGAGGAGGUCUUCCUCCAGGAACAAGCACCACCACCAUCAUCACCACCACCACUAUCACCAUCUCCAUCACAACAACAGGCAUGUUGCUGCUGGUGGUAAUACAGGAUACAACAGACGAGCACAGCUUCUUCAAUACUCGCAAAACCUUCGCGAUCACUCUGCAUCCACCAACCACCCACCUAAAACAAACCAAAUGGUUGCUGUCAAAAGAAAGCCAAAACAUGGAAGGACACCUACUUGUUUGGGAAACUGGAAAUUUUCAGUUCAAAGCCUUUUCAGAUCUUUAACGAGCCUCCAAUCUAAGCAAAAGACCAAGAAAAAUACAGAAAGAGGAUCUACAAGCAAUAAGAUCAAAUCUGUAAUGAAAAGCCUGGAGGUAAGAGAAACAUAAUUUUUAUUUUUUUUUCAUUUUCGACAUUUUAAUCUUACCUAGAAGAGUUCAAAAAAAAUUCUUUCAGAUGCCAAGGAAGAAGGGAUUCCUGUCAAAACUAUUUGCUUCAGUACGCAAGCAUCGGUAAUGUUUGCUAAAUUCACUUUGAUUCACUGCAUAGUAUUUUAUGUAUCUUUCGAAAGGGAAGAGUCACACUGCUACUGUAGAUUUGGACUUAUACACUACUAGAAGUAUUCAUUGAUCAGGAAUAUGAAACUUAUAAUUCAAUUUUCAUUCUUGAAACAUAAAUUUCCAGUUAUAUCUCUCAGUCUGUUUGGGAUGGUGAUGGAGGUUAACUAGUUGACAGUGUUGGAUUUGAUAUUUAAUUAUGUGAGGCAU
This is a messenger RNA of Tripterygium wilfordii, 1218 nucleotides long. RefSeq lists its product as uncharacterized. The transcript is spliced from 2 exons. Lineage: Eukaryota; Viridiplantae; Streptophyta; Magnoliopsida; Celastrales; Celastraceae. The record is from RefSeq and is a predicted model, not a curated record. The coding region runs from base 434 to 736 and encodes 100 amino acids.